CUGCGCAGGCGCAGCGCGACCGCGGUGGGCGGAGCCGGCGGAAUGAGUGGCGGCGGGCCGGAGGCCGCUGUGGGUGGUGAGGCCCCCGCGGCGGGCGGCAACAAGAAGAAGGACUCACUGGGAACCGCGGGGUCGCCGGCGCACCUCAUUAUCAAGGAUCUUGGAGAAAUUCAUUCAAGGCUAUUAGAUCACAGACCUGUUAUUCAGGGUGAAACCCGUUAUUUUGUGAAAGAAUUUGAAUACCGUGCUACAUUGGUAAAACCUAGGAAACCGACAUUGGAAAAACGUGGUCUUCGAGAAAUGCGAGUUCUUGAGAAUUUGAAGAAUAUGAUCCUUGAAACAAAUGAACAUACUCUUCCCAAAUGUAGAGAAACAAUGCAAGACAACUUAAACCAAGUUCUCCAGAGAUUGCAAGCAGCUACUGACUCAGUCUGUAGACUCCAACAGAGGGAGCAGGAACGAAAAAAGAUUUAUAAUGACCAUUUAAUAGCUAGUGAAAACCAGCAUAUAAUCCAGUGGGAAGAUUUCAUGAAAGAACAACACAACAAACAGGCUGAAGUGGAUGAAGAGCACAGAAAAGCUGUGGAGAGGCUUAAAGAACAAUAUGCUGAAAUGAAGAAGGACCUAGGAAAAUUUUCAACCUUUUGAGAACUUGAACCACGACAGUGUGAAAGCAUUGACUUGCCCCAAAGAACUAACUAUUCUCAUCAAACCAUUUAGCCUCUGCUUCAAGCUUAGCAAUAUAGUGACACUCAUAUCAGGAGAAAGAAACUUCUACUGGAGUACUGAUUAAAUGUUUAGUGGAAAAAGAGUGCUAUAUCUUUCCUGUUUAAGUGCCUAUGUAUAAUUAUUUGGGCAAGAGUAGGAAGAAAAAUUGGAUAAAUUUACUUUUUGUUAAUCAGAA
Molecule: messenger RNA, 904 nt
Organism: Myotis myotis
Lineage: Eukaryota; Metazoa; Chordata; Mammalia; Chiroptera; Vespertilionidae
Gene: BLOC1S5
Product: biogenesis of lysosomal organelles complex 1 subunit 5
Exons: 6
Coding region: 43-648 (201 amino acids)
Cellular component (GO): transport vesicle; BLOC-1 complex
Source: RefSeq, a predicted model, not a curated record